Messenger RNA from Pipra filicauda (Wire-tailed manakin), 353 nucleotides. RefSeq names its product melan-A (gene MLANA). The transcript is spliced from 4 exons. Lineage: Eukaryota; Metazoa; Chordata; Aves; Passeriformes; Pipridae. The record is from RefSeq and is a predicted model, not a curated record. Bases 12 to 353 code for a protein of 113 amino acids. Gene Ontology annotation, cellular component: trans-Golgi network; endoplasmic reticulum membrane; melanosome.
AAGCUCACAAAAUGGGCAGAAGAAAUGACCAUCCAUAUGGCAACUAUUUCAGAGGGAGAGGACACACCUAUUUUGCAGCAGAAGAAGCUCUGGGCAUUGGACUUUUCAUUUUGGUGCUGGCAACUUUGCUUGCCUUUGGCUGCUGGUAUUACAAAAGACGGAGUGGCUAUAAAAGUCUGCAGAGCAAAAGCUCUAGUGUGAGCACAGCACGAAAUGUGAUAGGUGAGGGAGCAACACUGGACUGCAAAAUGACUCUGCAGGACUACAGAAACUUUAAUUCUGUGGUACCUGAUGCUCCACCAGCUUAUGACAAAAUUGCUGCAGAUCAGUCACCACCACCUUAUUCACCAUGA